This is a messenger RNA of Electrophorus electricus (electric eel), 4559 nucleotides long. It is a transcript of the gene lmnb2, whose product is annotated as lamin B2. Gene Ontology annotation, molecular function: structural constituent of cytoskeleton. The record is from RefSeq and is a predicted model, not a curated record. Gene Ontology annotation, biological process: nuclear envelope organization; protein localization to nuclear envelope; nuclear pore localization. Gene Ontology annotation, cellular component: nuclear lamina; nuclear envelope. NCBI's taxonomy places the organism in Eukaryota, Metazoa, Chordata, Actinopteri, Gymnotiformes, Gymnotidae.
GCCAACCAGCUGCGAGCUCGACAUUUACGCUUCGUGCGGGCACCAAACGUCGCGCCAGGUUUUCAUUCAAAAACAAACAAAAAAACCUUCAGCGAGUAUUGGGUACAUGAGUUGCGCUCGGUUUGAACCCAGCCGAUUUUCGCUACUUUGAUUUAAACUCGUUGCCGAAAUACUGGAAAAGUUGAGUAACUAAGAUAAGAAGUUGCUGGCCCGACGUGAAGACUCGAUAUGGCGACUGCAACCCCUAGCCGCGCUGCCUCCGCGUCCGGCCGGCCGGCCGCCUCCACGCCGCUGUCUCCGACUCGGAUCUCACGCUUGCAAGAAAAAGAAGAGCUGCGACACUUGAAUGAUCGAUUGGCCGUGUAUAUCGACCGUGUGCGGGCCCUUGAGCUGGAAAAUGACAGGCUUAUGGUAAAAGUCUCGGAAAAGGAGGAAGUCACAACAAGAGAGGUGACUGGGAUUAAGUCUCUGUAUGAGGCGGAGCUGGCCGAUGCCAGGCGUGUCCUUGACGAGACGUCACGUGAUAGAGCGAAGCUUCAGAUUGACUUGGGCAAGGCUAACGCUGAGCUAGAAGAGCUCAGUAGAAACUUUAAGAAGAAGGAUGGAGACCUGGUGUUUGUUCAGGCCCGUGUUAAGGAGCUGGAGUCUCAGUACAACCAGAGUGAAGCAGCGCUCAGCACGGCUGUCAGUGAGAAUGCAGCGCUCUCUGCAGAGCUGGGCGACCUGAAGGCCCAGCUGGCUAAGGCCGAGGACGCUCACGCGGUGGCUAAGAAGCAGCUGGAGGCGGAGACCCUGGCACGAGUGGAUUUGGAGAACCGUUGUCAGAGCCUGUCGGAGGAGCUGCAGUUCAGGAAGAGUAUGUUUGAUGAGGAGGUGCGUGAGACCAGGAGGCGUCAUGAGAAACGCAUGGUGGAGGUAGACAGUGGAACCAAGCUGGAGUACGAGUCCAAACUGACCCAAGCCCUGCAAGACCUCCGCAGGCAGCAUGAGGAGCAGGUCAGCCUGUACAAGGAGGAGCUGGAGCAGACCUUCCAGGCCAAGCUGGAUAACGCCAAGGUGUCUUCUGACCUCAAUGACAAGGCAGUGAGCACAGCACGGGAGGAGCUGCAGGAGUCUCGUGUUCGGAUCGAGAGUCUGAGCUAUCAGCUCUCUGCUCUGCAGAAACAGGCAGCAGCAGCAGAAGAGCGCGUGCGUGAGUUGGAGGACCUCCUGAACAGCGAGCGCGAUAAACACCGCAGACAGAUGGACGGCAAGGAGCGUGAAAUGGCGGAGAUGAGGGACCACCUGCAGCAGCAGCUCAACGAAUACCAGGAGCUGCUGGACGUCAAGCUGGCCCUCGACAUGGAGAUCCACGCCUACAGGAAGCUGCUGGAGGGCGAGGAGGACAGGCUGAAGCUUUCACCCAGCCCCUCCUCCCGGGUGACAGUAUCUCGGAGCUCUGCUAGCAGCAGCUCUGUCCGCGCCACCCGCUCCAAGCGGAAGCGCGUGGAGGUGGAAGAGGAGCCGUCAGGCGCACCCAAGCUUCACAUCAGUCAGCAGGCAGAGGCCACAGGUGCCAUCAUCAUUGAGGAGAUCGACCUGGAGGGCAAGUCUGUCACUCUCAAGAACAACUCUGACAAGGACCAGUCACUGGGCAGCUGGAGGCUAAAGAGGAGAGUGGGAGAGGGAGGUGAAAUUGCAUACAAGUUCAGCCCAAAGUUCAUCCUCAAAGCAGGCCAGACCGUUACGGUGUGGACUGCAGAUGCAGGUGUGGCCCACAGCCCCCCCUCCAAUUUGCUAUGGAAGAGCCAGAGCAGUUGGGGCACUGGAGACGAAAUCCUUACCUUGCUGGUCAAUUCAGACGGAGAGGAGGUAGCAAAGAGAAUCGUCACGAAAAGCGUGGGAGAGCUGGAGAACAGCGAAGAUGAGGAAGGGGACUUUGAGGAUGAAGAUCUGUUCCAACAGCAGGGCGAUCCGAAGACCCGCUCCAGAGAGUGUGCCGUGAUGUGACGCUCCCGUUCUUCACACUGUUUUUCUCCCAAUUGUCCUCUUACAGAGCCACUACUUUUGUAACAUUCAAUCAUGAAUUCCUAAAAAUAUCUUCCACUCUCCUGUGCCAGUAUGCCACGGGAACAGGAUUUUUUUAAACGGACCUCAUAUUUGGCUUUUUUUUUUUUUUUCUCCUCCCCUAUGUUUUGUUUUUUAAAUCCAGGUAAUCAUCAUAAACUAUGUAUGAACAUAUUCUUUUCUUUCCUUCAGUCCUAUCUUUAAAAAUGUUUCUCUUGACAUUUUCAUUGGCUGUCUAUAGGAAGUUGGAUAGCUUCUGACUGGAUGCACCACCUCAGUAGCACAGUAUAGGACUUUAUUAAGAAUGUGACAUCAGAGAAUGUCUGCGUAUUUGUAAAACUUCUGAAGUUGUGUAAUCAAGUGACUUUUAAGGAUUUUCAUCCUCAUGUGGUUGCUUUUGUCACCAUGUGGUUGAUCAGGUAGACCUAAGAAACAGGUUGGGAUGUUCUGCAGACCCUUUGGAGCCUGACACCUUUUAUAUAAUUUACUGUAGGUUGGAAAUGACAGCCAGGGCUUAGCUUGUAUGCAUUGUAUGCUUUUGCCAGCCGGAUAACCAGGGUGGAAAAGAAAUUACCAGUGGUCCAUAAAUUUGAGCAUAUUCAUCAGAUCUGCAAAGCAGUUGUUCCCUCACCCUGUGAUAUUGAGCAUUAUAUUAAAAGAAUCAUCAAUCACAGAAAGUGCACUACGUGAUGAUGCAUAAAUGUUUUGAACAACUUUGGGCAUUGUUAGAAUAUCCCUUGUCUAACAAGAGUGCCCCUUGCUUAGAAGUUGCAUAACUAAACCCUAAAUUGUUUAUCUGGUUCACUUUCUCCAGAGCCCCAUUUCAAAUCAUGCAAAAUGAGCUGGCUUUGUGCUGUCAGGUUUGAGGUGCACGUUGGCAGCAGGUCCGGCCACAUUGCUGAUGAGGUGGAGAUCAAAGGGGCCAGGUCAGAGCUCAGACUGGAGCUAUGCUAAUGCAGUCAAGUCUUUGUUAACAUUUUAUUACUUUUACCUCAUCUUUUGUUGAGCUUGCCUAGGCUGAACACACAAGUGUUCAUAAUUUACCUGAGUUCAUAAUUAGUAUUUGUUUUUUGUUCAGAUACAGUGCUGAUCUUGGCAUCUGCACCAGACAUUUUAACAGUAGUAUGUACGUAGAGGGCAUGGAUAUGUGCCACCUUCUACCUAAGGUGGAGUGACAUUUAUGGUGCUGACAAAAUGACUGGACAAAGUUUAUUGACUUCAAGCCUGGUGGUACAUAAGAAAUAUCUUCUUCAUUUCUUUGGCAGCGUCUGCCAAAUUGAUUGUGGAAUUUUUGUGCUCCAUAACGUAACCCACAGCCUACAUUUUUGAAAAUCUUUCAAAAAUCUUUUCCACCCUGUUUAUUGUAAUAAUUUGACAUGUAAAAGCUUACCGUUCUAUUAUUUGUUGUAAAAUGUUUGGGGGGGGGGGGGGCGGCUAUGGGACAGGACAACAGGACAUGCAGGCAGUCAUUUUCUGCAGCUUUAGUUCGAGGUCAGGGAGAAUGCUAAUAAGACGCCCUCUGCACUAGCCUCGCCUCUGGCUACGUGCUAAGGCUAACCCUCAGUUCGCGCCGUGACGACGGAGGCCGAGAUUAGCUGAGCGUACGACGAGCGCUACUUGGAAACUUACCUUCUCUAAAGAUGUCUAGCGAUAGUUAACUUUCUUCCUCCGUCCCUCUGCAGCACAACGGAGUGCAGCGGGGAAGGAGAGGCUCGUGUGCAUUUGAAAGUAGGACGAAUUAUUAAAGACGUUAAAUUAGCAGGUAAACAUGUCUGAUAUAGCCUUUUUCACUAAAUUGAGUUUUAGACUGACGAAUAGUGAUUUUUGUAUUUGCAUAAUUAUGGGGCUAUUGGAAUCAGGUUUACAUUUUUAUUAUUUUGAAGGUUCGCAAAAUUAUACGUUUGUUAGCACCUGGUUAUAUAAUAAAGGUGAUAUUUGAGUGCAGUGUAGGAAUGCUCAGACUUCAUUAAGGCAGAGAGCUAAUUCAAACAUUUUGCCUUUAGACAGUUUCCAUUCCAAGAUGCAACAUGUAUAGUUGUGAGUUGUUGUGUUUUUGGUUUUAUUUUGUUUUGUUUUUAGCACACACUCCACAUCUGUGAAUAGAAACUUCAUUUUAGAGUUUAACACUGACCAGAAGUGGGUAAUUAUAUAUUUUUUCAGGUUUUAUAAUGACUGUGACACAUGAGUGCUUUGCACAUUCACUGUUAAGCAUUGCAGAAAGAUUACAGUAACAGUGUACUGUAAAGAAAUUGCUAUUUGGAUGGCAUAGAAGUGUCACCAAGGCAGUGAUGUGAUUCAAAGGCUGAUGCAUUUGAGCCGUAUAUCAAAUGUGAAGUUUUUUUUAAAAAAAUUUUCAAAAUUACAGAUAAAUCUUAAUCUCGGUCAUGUGAGGACUUUAAGGGUUUCAGCAGAGUGUGGAGAGCAUGCCAAAAGUCUCAUUACUUUUAAUGUUUGAUUUUUACUUUCAUUUAUUUUUUGUAUGCAUAAUACAAUAAACAUUUUACAUAUUGAAA